Molecule: messenger RNA, 1782 nt
Organism: Aureobasidium namibiae CBS 147.97
Lineage: Eukaryota; Fungi; Ascomycota; Dothideomycetes; Dothideales; Saccotheciaceae
Product: oxidase cueO precursor
Exons: 8
Coding region: 1-1782 (593 amino acids)
Molecular function (GO): copper ion binding; oxidoreductase activity
Source: RefSeq, a predicted model, not a curated record
AUGUUACCUCUUUUCUUCUCUCCUUUUGAACGCUUGCCCAUUCCUUCACCCAAGGAUCCUAAAACCGUUUUCCACAAUCCUAAUGGCACCGCCGGAGACAUCCGAUACUAUGAGAUCGAGAUCAAGGAGGUUUUCAAGCAAAUCUAUCCUCCACCUUUCAAGAAGGCUCGCUUCGUGGGUUACGACGGCAUGACUCCAGGUCCAACAUUGGUGCAAGAGAAAGACACUGAAGCCAUAGUCCGAUUCAUCAACAGAGGUGACCGUGCGAGCUCCAUUCACCUUCAUGGAUCUUUUAGCCGUUCCCCUUUUGAUGGCUAUGCCGAUGAUGUUACAGAGGUUGGACAGUAUAAGGACUACUACUAUCCUAAUCGCCAGAAUGCGCGUACCCUGUGGUAUCAUGACCAUGCUGUUGAUCAUACUGCGGAAAAUGCUUACUAUGGGCAAGCUGGCUUCUAUAUCCUGCAUGAUGAUCAUGAAAGAAGUCUGAAUCUACCCUCCGGAGCUUAUGAUGUCCCCCUUGCCUUGGCUGCCAGGUUCUACAACCAAGACGGCACUUUGUGGGAUCCUGAAGCCAACGAGGAGAAGACCUCUGUUCAUGGGGAUGUCAUCCACGUCAAUGGCGCACCUUGGCCUUUCAUGGAUGUCGAAGCCCGCAAGUAUCGCUUCCGAACCUAUAAGAUCUACAUGGAGCUGGAAUCGAAACCGGGAAUCCCCCUUCCGUUUACCGUUGUUGGCUCUGAUACUGGAUUCCUUGAGAAAUCUGUGUCAAGCUCAGAUCUAUAUAUUGGUGUCGCUGAGAGAUGGGAGAUUGUCAUCGACUUUAGUGAUUACGCCGGAAAGAACAUCAUCGUCAAGAACACUCCCGGGAUUGCAGCAGACAACGAUUUUGCUGGGACUGACAGAAUCAUGCAGUUCCGUGUCGGAUCUAGUGAUACUGUGACAGAUAGUAUCACAGGUAACGGACCAGUUCCAAGCGCACUGCGUACAGUGGAUUACCCACCGCCAAAGACAGGCAUCGACCACUCUCUCGUCUUCCAACAAGAUGGAGGGUUGUGGAACAUCAACGGCGCGACAUGGUCCACAGGUGCAGCACACCCUGAGCUGCGAGUGCUUGCCAAGCCUAAGAGGGGUUCCAUCGAGAUUUGGGAGCUGAUCAAUAAGAGUGGUGGUUGGAGUCAUCCAAUCCACAUACACUUGAUUGAUUUCCAGGUUAUCUCGAGAACUGGUGGCAGCCGUGGGAUACAGCCUUAUGAGAAAGUCGCACUCAAGGACGUGGUAUGGCUUGGCCCAAAUGAGAGAGUACAAGUCAUCGCAAGAUACCAACCCUGGGAUGGAGUCUACAUGUUCCACUGUCACAAUUUGAUUCAUGAGGACCACGAGAUGCUGGUGGACUUCAACGUUACAGCCCUCGCAGAUUUCAAUUAUACGGAGAAAACUCAUUUCAUUGACCCAAUGGACCCAACAUAUAGGGCAAAACCGAUACUGAGCAACGAAUACGUCGAUGUUCUCACCUGGGGCAAGGGAGAAUUCUCCCUAGAGGGAGUCAAGAAUAAAACAGAUUGGUUCGCUAGUCUCGAAGCUUAUCGUAAUUACGAAGAGGUGAAAGCGAAUCUUGAGCAAUACUGGGGAAGGACUACUUUGCUCAAGCAAGUACUUGGUAGCAUGACAUGGGAGGCCACCUUCAGCACUAGAACAGUACGACCUGGAACAUUGGCUACUCUACCAGAGAUCAAACAUCGAAAAACAUUCUCCAAAAUUUACAAAAUCUGGGCAGAACUCUGA